UUUUCAUUCAUAGACAUCAUAGAAUUGUAAACUUUGGAGAGAGAGAGAGAGAGAGAGAGAGAUGGAAGAGACAAAGUCAAGAUUCAAGAGGAUCUGUGUUUUCUGCGGGAGCAGUUCGGGCAAAAAGCCUUCCUACCAAGAAGCGGCAAUUGAAUUGGGAAAUGAAUUGGUGGAGAGAAGGAUUGAUUUGGUCUACGGAGGUGGGAGCGUGGGGCUCAUGGGUCUCGUCUCUCAGGCCGUUCAUCAUGGUGGUCGCCAUGUUAUAGGGGUCAUUCCAAAGUCGUUAAUGCCAAGAGAGAUAACCGGUGAGACCGUCGGAGAAGUCAAAGCUGUCGACGAUAUGCAUCAAAGGAAAGCCGAAAUGGCCCGUCAAGCCGAUGCCUUCAUUGCCCUCCCUGGUGGAUAUGGAACGCUCGAAGAAUUGCUCGAAGUUAUUACUUGGGCUCAACUCGGUAUCCACCGCAAACCUGUGGGUCUUCUCAACGUCGAUGGAUAUUACAAUUCAUUGUUAUCAUUCAUCGAUAAGGCCAUGGACGAAGGCUUUAUAUCAGCCGCAGCUCGUAGAAUUAUCGUCUCUGCCCCGACCGCCAAAGAAUUGGUCAGGCAACUGGAGGAAUAUGAACCGGAGUACGAUGAGAUAACAUCGAAGCUGGUAUGGGACGAAGUUGAUCGGAUAAAUUACGUACCGGGAUCGGAGGUUACUACAUGAUGGUUAUAUAUAUAUACACACACAUAUGCUUUGAGGGGGAAAAUAUAUUUUGUGGGAAGUUAUGUACUUAUGUAUAGAAAGGGGACUAAACUGAUAGAAGCAAAUAUAUUUUGGGGAUUGGAUGAAGAAACUGAAGUAUCGGGGCCAUUUUGUGAUAUUGGUUUUUUGUGGGGGGCAAUAUGUGAAAACUAUGGAACUGCUAACUUCCUAUAGGAGGAGGGUUUUUUCAUGUGUCACAUAUAUGUACAUUUUGGUUCUGUAGAAGAAGAAAAAAAAUGAAAAGGAGAAGAAAAUGAAAGCCAUUAUUUUGAAGA
Tarenaya hassleriana is the source of this 1023-nucleotide messenger RNA. Its product is annotated as cytokinin riboside 5'-monophosphate phosphoribohydrolase LOG7-like. Gene Ontology annotation, cellular component: nucleus; cytosol. Gene Ontology annotation, molecular function: hydrolase activity, hydrolyzing N-glycosyl compounds. Lineage: Eukaryota; Viridiplantae; Streptophyta; Magnoliopsida; Brassicales; Cleomaceae. Bases 62 to 709 code for a protein of 215 amino acids. The record is from RefSeq and is a predicted model, not a curated record. Gene Ontology annotation, biological process: cytokinin biosynthetic process. The transcript has 7 exons.